GCCUUGAAAUUAGUAAACUGCAAACAUACAGAAAAGGAGACUAACCUAUAUAAGGAGCCUGUACUCUAUACUUUAUUAUUACAAACACAACAAUAGAAAACUCUUAUCAUUCUAUACAUGGCUGCGCUUACUGAUGUGCAAAUACGUGAGGCUUUUAACCUCUUCAACAUUGAUGGAUCUGGAGCCAUUGAUGCGGAGGAGAUGGCAUUAGCCAUGAAAAGCCUCGGCUUCGGCGAUCUUUCGUCUAAUGAAGUAGAGCUCAUCAUUGGUUCGAUGAAAACCAAUGCCAGCGGUUUCAUUGAAUACGAAGAGUUUGAAAAGAUGAUAAAGUCGCGCAUGGCACAGAAGGAUUCUCCGGAGGAGAUAUUCAUGGCAUUUAAGCUUUUUGAUUUAGAUAAGAGGGGAAAGAUAUCACUUUCCAAUCUCAAAGAGGUGGCGAAAAUGCUGGGGGAAAGCCCUGGGGAUGAUGUUUUGCAAGAGAUGAUUGCCGAGGCGGACGAGGAUGGUGAUGGUGAGGUUUCUUUUGAGGAAUUUAAGAAUGUUAUGAUUCAAAUGAAGGGAAAAUAAUAUAGUGAAAAAGUCCAUUAUAUAUUUAUACAUUUUUCUAACGAAACCCGUCAGAAAAUAAAAUAAAGGUGUUAGAUAAAUUAUAGGAAUAAACGAUAUGUUCAGUGGAGUAAGGUUCAAUAUAACUGCAAUCUAGGAAAUCAAUGAGGAUAAUGGGGGUAAAGCUAUUCCUAAUCAGUUAUAAAUAACUUGAAUUAUAUUAUUUAUUCCUGAUUUCGAGUUUCCGCAUAGAAGUAGUUUCUAUUUGUUUCUUAUUAUUAUUGAUACCCAAAUGGUGAUUCCUAUUUCACAAGAAUUAUAUAAUAUUCUUAAGAAUGCUAAAUAUGUAUGUGCUGAUUUCUCUUCA
Molecule: messenger RNA, 913 nt
Organism: Phytomonas sp. Hart1
Lineage: Eukaryota; Euglenozoa; Kinetoplastea; Trypanosomatida; Trypanosomatidae
Source: the annotation of a GenBank genome assembly